GUAAAUUUAAUGUUUUUGUUGACUCUUCUUGCCAGACAAUGCAGGCAAUAUGCUUUAAAGAACCAGGUGGGCCAGAAAAACUGUAUUUAGGACAAAUUCCCAAACCUGAACCUAAAAAUGGGGAAGUCCUCGUUAAAGUCUAUGCCACAGCUUUAAACAGGGCUGAUGUGUUACAGAGGAGAGGUCUUUACUCCGCUCCUCCAGGAGCCAGUGAGAUUCUUGGUUUGGAGGCUGCUGGGGUGGUCACUGGUUUUGGUCCUGGACUCAGGAGGAAUUUUAAACUAGGUGAUAAGGUCAUGGCUUUGCUUUCUGGAGGAGGAUACGCACAGUACGUAGCUGUACCUGAGGAACUUCUUAUGCCAGUCCCUUCAAAUCUCACUCUUUACGAAGCUGCAGCGAUUCCAGAGGCCUGGUUGACCGCUUACCAACUUCUUCAUUUCAUAGGAAAAGUUAAGAAGGGAGAGUCAGUGUUGAUUCAUGCCGGUGCGAGUGGAGUCGGCACUGCUGCCAUUCAGCUUACUCGUCUGUUUUGUGCUGUUCCGCUGGUGACUGCUGGAAGCCCUGAUAAGUUAAAGAUUGCAGAAAAACUAGGUGCAGCUGCUGGGUUCAAUUACAAAGAAGGGGACUUCUCUGAAAAGAUUCUACAGUUCACUAAAGGAAGGGGCGUUGACAUCAUCCUUGACUGUAUAGGUGGAUCUCAUUGGGAGAAAAAUGUGUGCAGUUUGGCUAUGGAUGGAAGAUGGGUGCUCUAUGGUGUUAUGGGGGGAAAAGCAGUGGAUGGAGACUUGCUUGGCAAACUUUUAUUUAAGCGCGGUUACAUUCUCAGUAGUCUCCUCAGGUCACGGAGUCUACAGUAUAAAGCCGAAUUGGUCAGGAGCUUCAUUGAACAGGCUUUGCCACACUUUCAGUCAACAGACCUGCCCAUGUCACUGAGGCCAAUAAUCGACAGCAUGUUCAACAUGGAAGACAUAACUGAGGCACACAGACACAUGGAGGCCAACAAAAAUACUGGCAAAAUCAUAAUCAAAAUUUUAGAGGCUUGAUUGAUUUCAUUAUACUGACUAUCUCUAUGUAAUGGUUUGUAUUUUAAAAUGCUUGCACUCAGAAGCAUCUUUAUGACAUGCAAUAAAGUUCAAAGAUUAAAUUUGCAUCUCUGUCAGCUGAUAUUCGACAUUGAGUAAAAGCUUGGACUCACGUUCGAUUCCAGUCUCAGAAAUUUGUUAACUUUAGAAUCAAGUUU
Molecule: messenger RNA, 1240 nt
Organism: Clarias gariepinus (North African catfish)
Lineage: Eukaryota; Metazoa; Chordata; Actinopteri; Siluriformes; Clariidae
Gene: tp53i3
Product: tumor protein p53 inducible protein 3
Exons: 5
Coding region: 39-1043 (334 amino acids)
Molecular function (GO): quinone reductase (NADPH) activity; NADPH binding; quinone binding
Source: RefSeq, a predicted model, not a curated record